This is a messenger RNA of Perognathus longimembris pacificus (Pacific pocket mouse), 1153 nucleotides long. RefSeq names its product calcium voltage-gated channel auxiliary subunit gamma 1 (gene Cacng1). Gene Ontology annotation, molecular function: calcium channel regulator activity; voltage-gated calcium channel activity. Bases 67 to 741 code for a protein of 224 amino acids. NCBI's taxonomy places the organism in Eukaryota, Metazoa, Chordata, Mammalia, Rodentia, Heteromyidae. Gene Ontology annotation, cellular component: L-type voltage-gated calcium channel complex; membrane. The record is from RefSeq and is a predicted model, not a curated record. The transcript has 4 exons. Gene Ontology annotation, biological process: regulation of calcium ion transmembrane transport via high voltage-gated calcium channel; calcium ion transmembrane transport.
AGCUGGGCACCAACUACUCUGGGAGCCACUGCUGCUCUUGCCCAGGGCACCCCCAGUCCAGCAGCCAUGUCCCAGACCCAGGCAGGGAAGGUGCGCGGGAGCCUCUUCUGCGUCCUGGUGGGCAUGGUGCUGGCCACGGUGGCCGUGGUGACGGACCACUGGGCCGUGCUGAGCCCCCACCUGGAGCACCGCAAUGUCACCUGCGAGGCGGCCCACUUCGGCCUCUGGAGAAUCUGCACCACGCGAGUCGCUGUGGACACCCUGGAGGACAAGAGCUGUGGCCUCGCCAUGCUGUCGCGGGAGAAGAACUGCUCCUACUUCAGACAUUUCAACCCAGGCGAGAGCUCGGAGAUCUUUGAAUUCACCACUCAGAGGGAGUACAGCAUCUCGGCCGCGGCCAUUGCCAUCUUCAGCCUGGGCUUUGCCAUCGUGGGCACGGUGUGUGCGCUUCUGUCCUUUGGGAAGAAGCGGGACUACCUGCUGCGGCCUGCCUCCAUGUUCUAUGCCUUUGCAGGCCUCUGCAUCUUUGUGUCGGUGGAGGUCCUGCGGCAGUCGGUGAAGCGCAUGAUCGACAGUGAGGACACGGUGUGGAUUGACUACUACUACUCCUGGUCCUUCGCCUGUGCCUGUACCGCCUUUGUCCUGCUCUUCCUGGGUGGGCUGGCCCUCCUGCUCUUCUCCCUGCCUCGAAUGCCCCAGAACCCCUGGGAGUCCUGCAUGGAUGCAGAGCCCGAGCAUUAGCCUCCAGGAAGCCCAGCCUUAGCCCAGAACAUUCUACGAAAGGUGUGGGAGUUUUUACAUCUGCCCAAACCCCUUCUGUCUCACCAGAGCUGAGCCCAGACAUAUUAGGGCCUGUAGGUGCAGCGGUGCUUGGAGGGGCCUCACCUUCCACCCACCAAGGCCUAGUCUGUCCCACUGGGCCACUUGUCUAUGACAACUUGGCCCCAGACAUCUUUUAAAAGCUUCCAGGAACACCUUGUUUUCAUUCGCCAGCUCGGAGCCCCAUAAAGAGUCAAGUUCUGUCUCCUUCUGGGUAACAAGGUACAAGGUCCUCUGUGAACCAAACUCCCCCCAUUGGCUUCCAAACACCCUGAGCAGCAUUUCUUACUUGCUAGAAUCUGUCUGUGUUUUGAAAUAAAAGCUCUCAGACGCC